Messenger RNA from Scaptodrosophila lebanonensis, 3300 nucleotides. RefSeq names its product proton-coupled amino acid transporter-like protein pathetic (gene path). Gene Ontology annotation, biological process: amino acid transmembrane transport. Gene Ontology annotation, cellular component: vacuolar membrane. The transcript is spliced from 8 exons. The coding region runs from base 318 to 1730 and encodes 470 amino acids. Lineage: Eukaryota; Metazoa; Arthropoda; Insecta; Diptera; Drosophilidae. The record is from RefSeq and is a predicted model, not a curated record. Gene Ontology annotation, molecular function: amino acid transmembrane transporter activity.
UUCGGCAUAAUUUUGUUUUGAAACCUUGUGCGUUGGUGGCCAGCAGUGCUACCUUUUUUCUACUCGUUUGGCAUAUUUAGAACGUGUGCAGUGUGCGGUGUUUUUACAUACAAGAGAAUUACUGAACAUAAAAAAGUAUAAAAAAAACCGAACGCGCAAAAUCCAAAAAGUGCUACUACGCAAAGCAAUUAAAAAUAACAUUUUGUGUAAAUUUGUGUCAGCAAUACAACAAACAGAUAAUCACAAACACAAGUGAACAGAAGUUUCUGGGCCUUUUUUCACUUCAAUUAUCGGACGUUUGACUUGAUACUUACAAAAUGGUCAACAUAGUGGACAGCGGCGCUAAGCAUGCGCCACAGGAAAUGGAACAAUUCUUGCCUGGCGAUGGAGGCAAAAAAUACAAGAUACAACCACGCAAGUCGGAUGCUGAGCAGGCCUUGGCUGCCAAUGACUUUGAUCCGUUUGCGAUGCGCGAAAAUGAACAUCCCACUACCGACAAUGAAACUUUGACGCAUUUGCUGAAGGCCUCACUGGGCACGGGCAUACUCUCAAUGCCGAUUGCUUUCAUGUACUCGGGCAUUAUAAUGGGCAUUUUUGCGACCAUCUUCACUGCUUUCAUCUGCACACACUGCAGUUAUGUUCUGGUCAAAUGCGGUCACAAACUGUAUUAUAAAACGCGUCGCACAAAGAUGAGCUUUGCCGAAAUCGCUGAGGUUGCAUUCCAGAAGGGCCCGAAAUGGUGCCGCGGUUUUGCGCCCGUUGCUAAAUUCUCGAUACUCUUCGGCUUGUUCCUGACCUAUUUCGGCACCUGCUCCGUCUACACUGUGAUUGUGGCCAAGAAUUUUGAGCAAGUGCUGGAACAUUGGCUUGGCUACGAGGUCUCAUUGCGUUUACUCAUCAUAGCACUGCUUAUACCCCUGAUCCUGAUAUCGUGGGUGCCGAACCUGAAGUAUUUGGCGCCCGUUUCAAUGGUCGCCAACGUAUUCAUGGGCUCUGGCCUGGGCAUUACGUUUUACUAUCUGGUCAUGGAUUUGCCGCCAAUUCAGGAACGCGAAUAUGUCAACUUGUCCACACUGCCGGCCUUCUUCUCCAUCACCAUCUUCGCCAUGGAGGCCAUUGGAGUGGUGAUGCCGUUGGAGAAUAACAUGAAGACGCCAAAGAACUUCCUUGGCAUUUGCGGUGUUCUCAGCCAGGGUAUGUCGGGUGUGACACUCAUCUACAUGCUGUUGGGCUUCCUCGGCUAUAUGCGCUAUGGUGAUGCGACCGGUGAGAGCAUUACGCUCAAUUUGCCCGUCCACGAGUGGCCCGCACAGGCGGUGAAGGUAUUGAUCGCUUUGGCUGUCUACUGCACCUUUGGUCUGCAGUUCUACGUAUGCCUGGAAAUUGUCUGGGAUGCCAUUAAGGACAGGUGCACCAAACGUCCCACUGUUGUCAACUAUGUUCUGCGCACUGUGCUCGUUACAGCCGCUGUGGUUCUAGCCGUAUCGGUGCCUACUAUAGCACCCUUUAUGGGACUUAUUGGUGCCUUUUGUUUCUCCAUACUUGGACUCAUCUUUCCAGUGAUCAUUGAACUCAUUGUAUGCAUGGAUACUGGUUUCGGUGCCUACAAGUGGGUUUUGUGGAAGAACGUUAUUAUCACAAUCUGUGGCAUUUUCGCUCUGGUCUUUGGCUCCCUCUCCGCCAUCAAGGACAUCAUGAAAGUGUACAGCGAUACGCCCGAAUCGAAAUAAGCGCAGAACACACAAAACCGGAAGAAGAAAACUAAAACAAGCAGUGCUAUACCAAGGGAUAUAUUUAUUGUAUACAUACAUAUAAAUACUAUAUAGAAAUGUGUAUACACGCGAUAAAUACUUUUUAGCGUAGUUUAUAGCGCCGUGCAGCAUGCACCACAAAACUUUUCCUAGCUUAGUUCAAAUGAAUCUAACUAUGGUUAGAUGUAAAACUGCGCGUCCUCCUUUCACACACACACACCCACACACAAACACACACACAUACAAACAUACACACACUUUGUAUAUUUCCUUUGCGCAUGCAUAAAAUUGUAUGUAAAUGUUGUUUAGUGUAAGUUGAAAGAGAAACACACACCUCAUAAACACUUUAAGGUUAACUAAAUAAUAUGAGAGUGCCUACGACUUUAGCACAGCACCAAUGCACGUUUCUAGCACGUUUUAGUACAUUUUAGUACGCACUGUCAACCAAAUUUUGAAGCACUAAUAUAAUUAAAUGCAUGUACAUACAUGAAUUGUACAUGAAUUUGUCUAAACUAGCUGUUAGUUUGCCAAAUAGUAGAACAACGCAAAUACUUUAGUUGGUUUUUAGUACAUUUUUAGUACAAUGCAAUGCAAGGCGCUAUGUUAAUAGUUAUCCAUACAUAUACAUACAUAAAUACAACAUAUAUUAAUAUGUUUAUAAAAAGAAGAAGCAAAAACAUGUGUGAUGAAAAUGAGAAUUUGUAAAUGGAAAAUAAUUCCAUUUAGCUCGUACGGUUUUGAUUUCCCCUCCCAUUCUCUCUGUUCUAAAAGAGUAUUACAAGAGCCAAAAUUGUAAACAUUAAACAAUUGUGUUUUUUUUUCUAUUGUUUAAUGCAAACUUCGCAACUGCAUAUAGUAUAUUUUUAGCAUGUUUAGUUGUAAGCUUUCAAACUUUAAGCUUAAGGCGUUGCUAUAACUAAGUACGAAACAUUUUAUUUAUAAUUUUGCAACGCUUUAGGUUACUCAAUAUAAAUUUUUUAUAUAAAAAAUUUAGUUGUUUUUUUAAAACAUCCAAUUAAACCGAAAAUUAUUAAAAUGUGCGAUAUUCAUACAUACAUACAUAUGUUAUAAAUAUAUAGUUUUAUAUAAAAACCACACAUAGCCUAUGUAGAAAGUUAAUGAAAGUUAAAACAGAAAGGAAAAUUAAGUGUGUAAAGCCCCAAAAAAGCCUAAUUGAACGCAGAUUUUUGCAUUUAAACAUCUGUACACUGAACUGCAACGAAACAGAUUUAUUUGUAAAAAAAAGUUGCUAAAUAAAAGGUUUACUAUUAUAUUGAGCGCCCGAGUUUGGUGCGUUGCGAUACGUCAAUUGAAUGUAAAGAAAGCACAGCGAUGGGAAAACAUGAGUUGUAUAUAUACCAUAUAUGUAUGUGUGUAAGUAAUAUAUACUACAUAUAUACACGAUAAGCUGUUAAGUUGGCCAAUGUAUUUAGCAAUGAAACUUGUCCAUAUUUCUUACACAUAUUGAGAAAAGCAAAGAUUGAUAUAAUUGUUUACUUUUUGGAAAACUGUUUAAAUUACAACAAACCAAAAACAAAGUGAAAAAAUA